GGUUCCAUACAAAACUCUCACUUGCAAUUUCCUUCAACUUUUCCUCUCUCUCUCUCUCUCUCUCUCUGUCUCGGCUAUUUUAUCACUCUCUCAAACUGUAAAACCAUAGGCCAAAGAAACUAAGCCAGCAAGCAACCAUGAAAAGCCAUGAAAACGACCGAGGACAGGGACAGGGACAGGUACAGCAGCACUAUGACCAUGAAAAUGACCAAAAACAACCACCACAAGAAGAAGAACAUCCAAAACAACCACACCAUUUGCAAGAACUACUUGAACAAGAAGAAGAAGAAGAGAGAAAAGAAGAAGAAUUAGAACAAGAAGAAGGAGAAAACGACACCGUUUCAACUUCACCACCAGUCUCAAUGCACUCUUCUUCUCCACCUCCAAAACCUCCUCCUUCUAAACCUCCAUCACCAGACUCCUCAGGUCAUCAUACCUCUCACGACUAUGACUAUGUGUUGUCUCCGCCGCAGCUUAAAGAAGCCAAGUACCAAUUUCCCCCGCCAGAUCAAACGUCUCAAACCUAUGUUUUCUCAUCAUCAUCACCAGCUAAGUCUCCAUCUCCAUCACCGGAACCACCUCGCAUGCCGGUUUCUAAAACCCAAGACGAAGAUGCUGUUCAGAAACCAGUUGAAGUAGGUAUUCCAGGCGGCCGUGGUGGUGGUAGUAGCAGGAGAAAGCCUUCAAUUUCAGAGAGAGAGAAGGAGAAUAUGAAGAACAAGGCCUUGUUAGGCUUUAGAUUCUUAGGAUUAGUCUUUUGCUUGGUUUCGUUUUCAGUCAUGGCUGCUGAUAAGAAUCAAGGUUGGGCUUUUGAUUCUUUCUAUAGGUACAAGGAAUUCAGGUACUGUAUGUCAAUAAAUGUUAUGGGUUUUGUGUACUCAGGACUGCAAGCAUAUGAUCUAGCCUAUUCUUUGGCCACCGGAAAACAUUUUGGCCGGAAUCAGCUCCGGUACUUACUGGAUUUCACUAUAGAUCAGGCAAGUCCUUUUCUUUAUGUCAUUGUUUACUAAUUGCUCUACCUAAUUUAAGGCCCAUGUCCAUACAACUCCUAUUUUUUUUGGGUUGGCAGUAUUUUUCAAUUUGGUUAAUUAUAGGGGCCACUGAAAUCCUAUAAUGGUGACUGUAUUAGGGGGCCAUGGACGGUGGACUAAUAGGUCGAUAUUUGUGGGUCAUUGUCCCAUAUUGAGUUGCUUAAGAAUAGAAUGGGACCAUCUGUUGUAUUGUUCUUGGUGAUUCUUGGACCUUUUUUUUUUCAUGCUUUUUACUUUGUGAUUCUAUGAGGAUAUUCACUUUUUGCUAGUGAAGGAGAUCACUUUCACUACUUUGUAGUGUUGAAACGCUAAAUUUUAAAGCAAUCUGUUUCUGCAACUGAAGUAAAGUGAGAGGAAUAAAGUCACUUUUCAUUGAUUUGCCAAAA
Molecule: messenger RNA, 1417 nt
Organism: Jatropha curcas
Lineage: Eukaryota; Viridiplantae; Streptophyta; Magnoliopsida; Malpighiales; Euphorbiaceae
Source: RefSeq, a predicted model, not a curated record